AUGAUUGAUGGUGAAUCGUCAACACAACUCAUUCGUGUUGAAUCCGAUCUUUCAAAGUGGUUGAAACAACAUGUAUCUGAAAUAGCAGAGGAUCGCAUAAGUAACCUUCCGGAUGAUCUGAUUGCCGACAAAAUCCUUUCUCGCUUUUUGGAUACGAGAUUCGUUAUUUCAACAGGUAUUAUUUCAAAAAGAUGGCAACAUCUUUGGAAAUAUGUUCCUUGUCUUCUUUUUAAUGAUAAAUCGUAUUGUAAGGCUGCAGAAGAAUCUUUGUUGGAUGUUGGUUUUAGUGAUCAAGCUUUUCUAGAGUUUUAUAAUGGGGUUAAUAUUACUCUUGGUCAAUAUCAAUUAGAAUAUAUGAAUAAGUUUUAUUUGGAUGCUAAUUACGAGACUAGGUUUGCUUCGCUUGUUGAAAAUUGGAUUGACUUUGCUGUUGGAUAUUGCUUGCUUGAUCCUCAUAUUGGUAUUACCUGGAACAACCUUAAGGUUCUAACUAUAUCACAUUCUAGAGUGGAAGAAGACUUUAUCCCAAAAAUUGUAUCUGGUAGUCCUUUGUUGGAAACUUUGACUCUUCGUUGCUGUCAUGGUUCAUUGAUUGAUAUCACAUCCCCUAGUGUUAAGAAUUUGAUAUUACUUGGAUAUGAGGCUGAUGAACUUGUAAACUUUGUUCAUAUCAAUGCACCUCAUAUUACAUUUCUUAAAAUUGUUGACAGUUUGUGGAUAUCAGCAAUUGUCUUUAGGAACGUCUCUUCUUUGCUUAAAGCAUACCUUAACUUUGACUUUCCCCGUUACUAUAAAAGAUUUCGAAAUAGGGAUGAAGAGAUUGUACUAGGUGAUGUUAUUACGAGUCUGCAGAAUGUGAAUGAAGUUAAAGUUGGGAUAAAUUGCCAUCCGGUAAAUUGCUUACUACGUCGUUUGACUUCCAAAGGUUUCGUCCUACCAUCCAACGUUGUCCGUGAAGGUGGUUCAUUAAUUUACCAUGUUGAUAUUGAUCUUGAUGUGGAAGGGUCGGAUUCAGAAUGA
Erigeron canadensis is the source of this 1020-nucleotide messenger RNA. RefSeq names its product F-box/LRR-repeat protein 25-like. The coding region runs from base 1 to 1020 and encodes 339 amino acids. Gene Ontology annotation, molecular function: protein binding. NCBI's taxonomy places the organism in Eukaryota, Viridiplantae, Streptophyta, Magnoliopsida, Asterales, Asteraceae. The transcript is spliced from 3 exons. The record is from RefSeq and is a predicted model, not a curated record.